UUACUCCUUAGUUGAAAUAUAUGAGCAUAUAAAAAAGUUAGUAAAAUAAGGCUGCUCAAUAUACCACAUGAAUCAUGAUCUUUCCAUGUUUUUCCCUAUUUCUUAACCAAAAAAACCAGUUCACAAAUUCACACACUAGGGUUAGGGUUAGUCAAUAGCAAUAACACACUCCUUUGUAUAUAUAUAGCUAGAAUAGAACCAUCGCUAUAAGAAUAUAACCAUCAAGUAUAGGGUAUUUUGAAAGGAUGAAGAAGAGACAAGUUGUGGCUAAGACUUCAUCUUCAAUUACAAGAAAUAUUCGAUACGGUGAGUGCCAGAAGAAUCAUGCAGCAAAUAUUGGAGGGUAUGCUGUGGAUGGUUGCAGGGAGUUCAUGGCUAGCACAGGAGAAGAAGGAACAUGUGGGGCUCUUACAUGUGCUGCUUGUGGUUGUCACAGGAACUUUCAUAGAAGGGAAGUGCAAACUGAAGUUGUUUGUGAGUACUCUCCACCUAAUUCUGGUCGAUGAUAUCAUCGAUCUCUCGAUGAAACUUCAUACCUCUAUUUUCAUCCAUAUUUUUGCAGAUCCGUGUAAUCUUGCACAGAUCCGUGCAAUCUUACACGAAUUCGUGCAAAGAUCAUUUACAAGAAAGGUUCAAUUAUACCAAUAGAGUGCAAAAUUGUGUAUCAAAUUAACUGAAUGAUUUUAUCUUUGUACAAAAUUUUCAAACUUCAGGGUUUGUGAUUAUAUUAUCUACUUUAGGUUUUCUUUUCUUUUCCCCUUCCAUUUUUUCCCUUCUGGAUGUGUUUUGUUUCCCCUUUAAUACUGUAAUAUUAAUUUAUUGAUCUGAUGUGUUUAACCUCUCGAUUUCUUUUGUUAAUUACUGCUUUAGAUCUUAAUAAAAUAUAUUGCAAACAGUAAUAAAAUGCCAAGGUUUCUAAUUUUGCUGCUGCGUAAAAUAUAUAAUCAAA
Molecule: messenger RNA, 949 nt
Organism: Vicia villosa (hairy vetch)
Lineage: Eukaryota; Viridiplantae; Streptophyta; Magnoliopsida; Fabales; Fabaceae
Product: mini zinc finger protein 3-like
Exons: 1
Coding region: 246-506 (86 amino acids)
Biological process (GO): regulation of DNA-templated transcription; regulation of developmental process
Cellular component (GO): nucleus
Molecular function (GO): transcription cis-regulatory region binding; DNA-binding transcription factor activity
Source: RefSeq, a predicted model, not a curated record